AUGGAGCAAUUCCUUCGUGAGGGGAAACUGGAUGAAGAGGACGAACUGACUGAGACACCCGAGGUGGUUGUCGGCGAGGAUGCCGGUUCGCCUCGUAAGUGA
Anisakis simplex (herring worm) is the source of this 102-nucleotide messenger RNA. Lineage: Eukaryota; Metazoa; Nematoda; Chromadorea; Rhabditida; Anisakidae. The record is from the annotation of a GenBank genome assembly.